Phycomyces blakesleeanus NRRL 1555(-) is the source of this 1323-nucleotide messenger RNA. RefSeq lists its product as hypothetical. The transcript has 10 exons. The record is from RefSeq and is a predicted model, not a curated record. NCBI's taxonomy places the organism in Eukaryota, Fungi, Mucoromycota, Mucoromycetes, Mucorales, Phycomycetaceae. The coding region runs from base 1 to 1323 and encodes 440 amino acids.
AUGUUACACAAGAAACUUGAAGAAUAUAACAGUGCCUUUGAAAAAAUCAUGGAAGAGCUUGAAGAGCCUGAAAUGCCAGAAGAUCCAAAAAGUUCUGCCCCUGAGGAGUCCAACGAUGAGAAUGAAGCUGACAUUGUUGGUGUCAUACAUUUUGCUUGGCUCAAGCAAGAAGGAUCUACAACACUGAAAUUAUUCCAAUACUUUCUUGUUAUCUAUGAGAAGGAUACUGAUCCAUAUGUCACCGUUGAUGUAUUGAAAAUAAUGUCUGGAUUCGAUCUUAUGACAAAACCGUCUUCAAAAGCACAUUCCGCUCCAUCUAUCUAUGCCAGUAAUUCCCUGUAUGCCAGACCAGCAAUUGAGAAUCCAGUCCCUCUCAUGGUAUUUCCUUACAGCUUACUGAGAAAAUAUCUCGUCACAACAUUUCCACAAAGUCAAACUGAUAUGCUCGGUGAAGCCGACGGGACCUUUGUAAACCAUGCCAAUUCUCUCAUGUUGACAUUGAAUGUAUAUUGGUUUAAGCUGUUUGAAGGACGGAUUUAUACAGGUGGUGCUUUGUACUUACUUAUCAGCAAUUUCCCCAAGGAAGACCAAAUGAGACCAGAAAAUAUUAUCCUCGUUGAUGUCAUGCCUGACUGUUAUGGUAGUAUAGCUGUGAGGACUACCAAGUUCCCUAAUGGUACUACUGUCUAUACUGCUAUCAUGUAUGUCGCUUCCAAGAUAUCUGCUGCUAGAAAUACUGCCGGAUUCACAGAACAUGACAUUAAGAUCAAUUACGUUUGGCAUGUCAAUGAAAACUGGGAAUCACGGACAGAAGAGAUGAUUUCCAUAUAUGACAAUAUGUGGUUUUGCACAGAAUCAGAUGUAGAAAGAGAAAAUUUGGAGAAGCAGAACGGCAUGCAGUUUUCAAAGUUGCAUCGCUUACAUGAUUUGUUUGAAAUACCUUUGUAUUUUUCCGCUGCUGUUAUUGCUCGUAUACAAUGCUUUGCUGAUGAUAUUCCUCUUCCUCCUGAAUAUACCGUCUUAUUCGAAAAAACCAAUCUUGCCAAGACAUGCCGAAAGUUGAAAGGUCCAUUGAACAAGUACUUACAUAUAGACUACGCAGGCCAGCCCCUUGGCGUCGCGCAAGUGCUAUCUGAAUCUCAUCUACUGUGUCUUCAGUGUAUUGAUAAUGAUUAUCCUCCUGCAUUGCCAUUCGACCUCCCAAUGUUCCAGCAAGUCAUCAACAGCCUAUGGUACAAUGUAAUCGGAACUAAGACGUUGCCACCAACUACCAUGCCAUUGAAGUUACAAAAUUUGAAUACGAUGAAGUAUGAUUACUCUUAA